AUGGGCGGGAGAAGCCUAGACAACGAUGAAAUAGCAGCCCUUCUCGACCUCUCCUAUUUAUCCGAUGAAAGCAAAUAUGACAUCACAAGCUCGGAGUGUAAGGAGUACAUUCGUCUGAAGCAUUUGUUGGGUGUUCUUCCGUCAUUGCACAACAUGCAGCAGGUGAAUGACGUGUGUGUACAAAUUGGCGAGUUGGGGGAAUGUGAAAACAUCCAGAAUUUUCACACGUUGACACCGCUUAUUGAUGAGUGUAAAUGGUCGUGUAUGUGUGUGGCAAUGAUUGGAGGCAUUACACAGAAGAAUCAUAUAGAGAGGUUUAAUCUAAUAGCUCGGAUAACUCGUGUUAUGCGUAAAAUAACGUUCGACCCCGUGAUGGUGGAUAGUGUAGUCAAGAAUGCCAUUACUCAGAUCUGCCAGAUUGGUCGGUCGACGCUUGUCACGGGGAUUUUGGGGGACAUGUUCAAGUGCAACAAGUGGCAUGGAGCGUAUUCCGUGAGCAGGAGGAUCCUACAACACCUCUUCGAAGUAUGGGUGUUGGCGCUGACUCAGCAGGAACAGUGGGACCACAUUCUGGCUUAUAUUGCUGCCACUCGCGCGGGCCAGCAAAUAUUCAAGUACCCCGAGAACAGAUACCCCGAGAACAGAUACCCCGAGAACAGAUACCCCGAGAACAGAUACCCCGAGAACAGAUACCCCGAGUGCGAAAAAAACACGGCGCCUCCUCGCUCGGGAGAGGCGGACACGCCGUCGACGUGCUCGCCCUCGAGCGCGUCGCCGUCGCCAUUCGCAUCCGCCAAGUCGCCGGGUCGAAACGGGACUUUGCCGGCAUGGAUGACCGCCGAAUUUUUGCGUGCGCGAAGCAUGCAGAGCGACAGCACACGGGGUCUAAGGAUACCAUGGGUGAGUGUGCUAUCAUACUGUCACCACUUAUUGGACGUUGGCGACACAGAGAAGUUGCUGAUGGUGUUGCCCUUACUGUUAGGCAAGUCGUGCAGCGACGAGGCGUGUGUGGACCGCGUCUGGCACCGCGACUUGUUCGAAGAGCAGAGUUUGGAUUGCGAGGAACCCGACUGCGUAUGUCACGACUGCAAAAGAAUCGAUAAUGGCCUAGAACCAAUUGUACGACCAGAACACGUAAUCAUCCGUUUGGAUAUGAUGCGCUCAGCUGGCAAGGUAGACACCUUCAGCGAGUGCCCCGCAGGCUACGGACUUGACGCUCUUCUCAUCCGGUUUGUUGCACAAGGAACACACGAAAGCGGAGCAUUCGUCGACGACUGGCUUCAAGGCCUCGAAUCACCUAGCAUCAACUCACAGGAUAUGCUCCGCGUUAUCCGGCAAGUCAUCCAACAUGCCGCCUGCCAAUGCCGCGCGUAUCAGCUGCUAGAAAUCUGCUGUCGUAUCGGAGAAAACUGUUUCGUCUGCGACCAUGGGAAGUUUGCCAAACUUAUUGCUGAAGAAGCCGCUGCCUCCAGCCAUAGCAGCCGCUCCACCGACGACUGCAAAACAGACCUCCGACUCGAUCCCGGUCUCGACGGGUCCGGAGUUGGCGCUGACACGUCCAAAGGUGGUGCUGAGUCGUCCAGAGGUGGUGUUGACUGGUCCAGAAAUGAUGCUGACUGGUCCAGAAAUGAUGCUGACUCGUCCAGAGGUGGUGCUGACUCGUCCAGAGGUGGUGCUGACUCCUCGAGGUGUGAGCCGGAGAUAGGAGACGCACACGGGUGUCGCCUCUCGCCUCUCCACGAAGAAGCGGACGCGCGAACUUUUUCGAGCCAGCCCACUGUAGAAAGCCUCACGCCACGCGGUUACGGGGGCCCUUUCCACUCGCCCCGUUCGAUUGCCUCCGUCCCGGCCCGGGUCGCCUCCGGCUGUGCAGCGGCCGGCAACCUCCACCCCGACCUGGAGGCGGGUCGGACUGCUGAGGGCAAGCCGGGAUUUCUUGGAGCUGGAGGCACGGCCAGCCACAGCGUGGUGAGCUUGGCCAACUACAACAUGGCCAGCCUGGCGGACGAACUUGUACAUGCCCGUGACGGACUCGUCCGCGGCGAGAGAGUCUCGUUGAGGGCUGGCGCGGAGCUCCGAGAGCGUAGUUCGUGCAUGUCGAUGUUGAGUUCCACGUUGAGUUCAACGUUGAGUCCGAGGACACUUGGGAAAAGUGCACUGGUGGCGACAUGUAGUUCUCCGGUGCUUGGAAGGCUAUGUGUUCCGCCUGUGGAGGCUUUGAUAAAUCGGGUCUCUACUCAAAUGGAGUUAUUCCGUGAGGCGACAAGUGUCGUAAUAUCCGUAACAGAAUAUUAUUUGUUCUGCGUGCUGGAGACGUAUGAGCAACUGUGUGGUGUACCGUCAAGGCUACCGGGCAUUACACCGGUGGAUGUUAUGAUUGCUCCUAAGGCUCUGAAUUUAUCGGAUAAUCUAUGUGAAGCGUUAAUGCUGUCAUUCUAUCUCCUUCGUCCCACUCCGGUGGCCUUCCAUGCGGAGACUCAGAACUUGCUGAAUCGUUUUGCUGUUUAUGGUAAAGCUGACCUGGCAGAGGAGAGUGCGCGUCACGUCUACCCUACGCUACUACCCGUCACCGUAGCCGAGUACUUCCCUGGCCCAAUAAUCACUUAUGGAUAUGCAAACGCGCGCUAUGUAUCUGACGACCUUUUACGCUGGCGUUCUUUGAUGUUCGAACUACUCGUGUGCAUGUGCAAGGGCACUUACAGUCGCACUACUCUCAUCGCACCACACCUAAGCGAUUCUCUCUGUGAAAGCUUCAUCCGAGUUUACGUCUCACAAAACAAUCCACGAGCUGUACACCUCUCAGAACGGUUCGUUAGGAGGGCUCCACGAAAACUCACACCACAUCUACUGCGUGCCGUCGAAGCUGACAACUUCUAUUUCAUACGACAGAUCUGGCAUAAGUCAGACCUGUCCCAAGAUUUAUCUGCACAAGCCACCAUACUGCAGUAUCUAGAACAUGUCGGCGCCCGAGACGUGCUAGCUACCUUUGUAAAGACCUACCCAGUUUCCCUACGAGCUGUAAAUUCAGUCUCCAGCUCCCUCUCAAGCUUCUACAAUGAUACCAGUCUUCACGACGCCUGUGCCCACGGAUCCAACCAUAGCACCGUCGACAGCAACCGCUGCAGCUGCAGCCGACACGGAACAGAAUACCACCUUGGAACGCAACCAGAAAGAAGCCUACAAGGAGGAGCCCCGCAAGGAGGAAGCCGGCAAGGAGGGCCCCCGCAAGGAGGGAGCCGGCAAGGAGGGCCCCCGGAAGGAGGAAGCCGGCAAGGAGGGCCCCCGCAAGGAGGAAGCCGGCAAGGAGGGCCCCCGCAAGGAGGGAGCCGGCAAGGAGGGCCCCCGCAAGGAGGAGCCCCGGAAGGAGGAAGCCGUCCGGGCGAUUGCCUGGGUGAACGAGAAGAAAGCCGGCAAGGUAGUAACCAAAGAGGCGACAACAUGAAUCACGACGACAGCAGGAGUUUCGAUAGCGGCUUCCCUCGAAGUUUCGGGUCCCUCGCCGGUUGCGCCGACCUGCCGAGUGACCGACUGCCAGGUGGGCGCCGUGUGGAGGCCCUGGGUGGUCCAGCGUCAGGUGGCCCCGCAACCGGCGCCUCCGAGCAGGGUGGCAGGGGACUGCAAGACAGGGAACUGCAAGGCGAUGGUUUGGCUCCCCAGAGCGGUUCUCAGGGUGGUCCCCAGAGUGUUCCUCAAAGUGGUGCGGAGUUGGGUUCCGAGAUGCAUGAGGGUCAGGGCGAGUGGUUGCCGCCGUGGUCGAUGGCGGAGGCGUUGUUGGAAAAGGCGCAAUAUGAGGCAUUGUUGGUCGCGUAUUGUAGGCCUGUGUUGCCGGAGUCAAGUGCAGAUGCGGCCGAGGUGGGAGCGCGAGCGUACGAGGCGGUGGUGGAUGCAGCACUGGGUGUACGUGAGUACGUGCGUGCAUUUCGUUACUUUGGCGAAAUGACGGCGAGGUUCGCGCCGGAUGCGCAAACGUGUGCGCAAUUGCUGCGGCACGUGCAUUUGUUACAGCCGAGGUUAGGUGAGGCGGCGACGACUGCGAGUCGGGAGCAGUUGUUGGCGUUGGCGCGAGAGUGUGACCCGCAGAUGCGCGACUGUCACCUUUUUUCGGCGGUGGUAGAUGCAUUAUCGCGUGUUAAGGAGACGGAGAGAUUGGCGCGAGUGGUGGAUGAGUACCGCCAGUCCCACCCCAAGCCGACGUUACUGGCGACGGCGACUUUGAUGAAGGCUUAUGGGCGCUGUGGGAAUCGCGAAGAAGCAUUACGUGUGUGGGUUUCAAUUGAACAUCUGAAUCAUCGCGACGAAUACAUUCAAUCCUGCGGCAUUGACGCCCUCGUUUCGCUGGGCGAACUAGACGAGGCGUUGGCCAUCUGGAAGAACUGCAUGCGCACCGGAGUCAAGCUGGCAGAGCCGGCACAGUCGGUGCUAAUUCGAGGUUGUGUGACUCGCGGACGGAUUUCCGAGGCACUUAAAAUAUACGAAACCAUGAUCAAGAAGAGACAGUUCCCUUGCGAUAUCACGUGUAAUUACCUGAUGCACGGUUGCACAAGCCGACGACGACUCGAAGACGCUCUGGCCUGCUUCAGCGAUAUGGCCAAAUUCUCAGCACCUGACACUGUUAGCUACAGUACUAUCAUUAAGGGUUUGUGCGACAAGGAAAAAAAUAGUCUAGCCCUUGAAAUGUUCUAUCAAAUGGAGUCCAAAGGACUAAAGCCAGACAUCAUUACCUACAACACACUCAUGGAAGGAUUCAGCAAAGCCGGUGACCGAGCCAUGGUAGAAAAACUUUACGCACAGAUCAUCGAAAACGGACUACAACCAUCUUGUUACACACUCACCAUCCUCAUCAAAUUCUAUGGACGAAUCAAACUACUCAACAAGGUGUUCGAAUGCUUAGACACCAUGCCCGCUACACAUGGCUUUGAAUGCGAUCAAUUCGUCUAUACAUCCAUCAUCGCCGCUUGCACCUGGAACAGAAGACUAGAUCUCGCCCUUAACGUCCUCGUCACAAUGAAGGCCAAAUUCAACAUCUCACCACGGACAUACGCUACAGUCAUCGCAGGCUGUAUCAGGGUCUCCGCCUGGGAUACCCUCUGCGAAGUCCUAUGUCUCUGUCUACAAGAUGAAUGUACUCUCAACAAACGACUCAUUGCCAAAAUCGAAAACCUCAUACUCAAAGGAGGAAUCAACAUCAAAGAAGUGACACCAGUAGUCACUCUAAUGACACCAGUAGUCACUCUAAUGACACGAUUAAUGCUUUGCUAUGUAGCUACUCUGAGUCAGAUAAAGCUCUUCUUGACUUUGUUGGGAACAAGGGAAAAACGCUAG
Gregarina niphandrodes is the source of this 5322-nucleotide messenger RNA. Its product is annotated as PPR repeat protein. The coding region runs from base 1 to 5322 and encodes 1773 amino acids. The record is from RefSeq and is a predicted model, not a curated record. Gene Ontology annotation, molecular function: protein binding. The transcript is spliced from 3 exons. NCBI's taxonomy places the organism in Eukaryota, Apicomplexa, Conoidasida, Eugregarinorida, Gregarinidae.